CCUUAAGCCGCUCUGUUAGUUUGUUCUGGUCUCUGACGCACAGCGAAGAUGAACCACGGGGACCGCUACACCUCUUCGUCCUACCGGAAGAUCUUCGGGGAUUCUCCCAAGUUCCCCAUGUCUUCCUCGCGUAUGGGGGCCUCUUCUCCUCGGGCCUCCCCGGGGCUCCGGUCCAUGGCGGCGUCCCGCCACGGCGCCUCCUCCCUGGGCAUGUACCGGCGGCUCGGCCGGUCCGGCUCCUACUCCCCGGUGCCCACCGACUCGCUCGACCUGACGCAGACCUCCGUGGUCAACAGUGAGUUCAAAGUGGUCAGGACCAACGAGAAGGAGCAGCUGCAGGGCCUGAACGACCGCUUCGCCAUGUUCAUCGAUAAGGUCCGGCACCUGGAGCAGCAGAACAAGGGGCUGGAGAUGGAGCUGGUGACGCUGCGGCAGAGGCAGGGCGAGCCGUCCCGCGUCGCCCACCUCUACCAGCAGGAGCUAAGGGAUCUGCGGACUCAGGUGGAGGAGUUGAGCAGGGACAAGAACCGCAUCCUGAUCGAGAGGAACAACAUGGAGGACGAGCUGCAGAAGCUCAGUUUGAAGUGCGACGAGGAGAUGAGGGCACGCGAGGAAGCCGAGCAGACCCUGAGGUCCUUCAGGAAGGACGUGGACGACGCCACGGCCAUCCGCCUGGACCUGGAGCGCCGCUUGGAGUCGCUCAUGGACGAGAUCGCCUUCCUGAGGAAAGUGCACGACGAGGAGAUCCAGGAGUUGAGCAGCAUGAUGGAGGAGCAGCACGUCUCCGUUGAGCUGGAGAUCGCCAAGCCGGACCUCACCUCGGCCCUGAAGGAGAUCCGCAGCCAGUACGAGUCCAUCGCUUCCAAAAACCUGCAGUCGGCCGAGGAGUGGUACAAGAGCAAGUUCGCCAGCCUCAGCGAGCAGGCCACCAGGACCAACGAGGCCAUGAGGGCCAGCAGGGAGGAGAUCAGUGAGUCCAGGAGGCAGCUGCAGUCCAAAACCAUCGAGAUAGAGAGCCUGAGGGGCGCCAAUGAGUCCCUGGAGAGGCAAAUCGCAGAGAUGGAGGAGGCACAAGCCGCCGAAACCACAGCCAUGCAGGACACUAUCGGCCACCUGGACACUGAGCUGAGGAACAUGAAGGGCGAGAUGGCCCAGCACCUGAGGGAGUACCAGGACCUGCUCAAUGUCAAGAUGGCGCUGGACAUUGAGAUCGCGGCCUACAGGAAACUGCUGGAGGGGGAGGAGACUCACUUUAACUCUGGGAUGUCGUUCGGUGCCGCCGGCUACGGGUACCAGCCAAAGGGCUCGGCCGGCUCCUCCCGGGGAAGCCAGAGGGAAAAAGACGGGGUCAAGAAGGAGAGCUUCAAGGAGAGCAGCGAGGAGAAAGAUGAGGCCGACAUCAACUCCAACAACUGAAGGAAGGCAGACUGGGGAAUGUAGUCGUGCAUAGUGAGUGCGUAGAGCUGAACAUUCAGUCGUUGGGGUGAUAAUCAAUACGUUCCUUUUCCUGGAGAGUGUGUCAGUUUUUAAAGAUGGAGUAUUGCAAAAUUGUAAAGGAAUCUGACGAACAUUUGGACCAAAUGCACUGUGCAUAUCCAGAGGAAAUGGAUAAUGCUGAAGAAAUUUAAACAUUAAAGAUGCAUCAAGAAUUUGAAAGUUGCGGUUGUGCGACAUUUAACUUACAAAAAAGAAAACUAUUGUUAGUGGGGGUUCCACGUCUCUGUUGUUGUAUCUUUUCAUGUUGCACUGUUAAACUGCAAUGCGAGUAGAAAUAUACUUAUUAGAGCACCUCAGGCCGCGUUACAUUGUGUUUGAUUUCAUUGCAAAAUAUAGAUGUGCUCUGCAUUGCUAACACAACAGAUACAUUGUUCUGUGUUGGAAAAGUAAUUAAAAAGGAAUAGCAACCAUGGUUUAUUCCCUUACACUGCAAAGCAUUAGCUGGGAAUAUUUAGAAAAGUUGUUUGUCCACCUAGCUGCACUGAUGUGUACUCCUAAAAAAAAUGCUUUCUGUGCUUUUUAUUGAGUUGCAAUGAAUAAAUUUACAUGAUGGACCAUG
Molecule: messenger RNA, 2056 nt
Organism: Gasterosteus aculeatus aculeatus (three-spined stickleback)
Lineage: Eukaryota; Metazoa; Chordata; Actinopteri; Perciformes; Gasterosteidae
Gene: inaa
Product: internexin neuronal intermediate filament protein, alpha a
Biological process (GO): intermediate filament organization
Cellular component (GO): intermediate filament; postsynaptic intermediate filament cytoskeleton; cytoplasm
Molecular function (GO): structural constituent of postsynaptic intermediate filament cytoskeleton
Source: RefSeq, a predicted model, not a curated record